Thalassophryne amazonica is the source of this 1710-nucleotide messenger RNA. It is a transcript of the gene cyp19a1a, whose product is annotated as aromatase. NCBI's taxonomy places the organism in Eukaryota, Metazoa, Chordata, Actinopteri, Batrachoidiformes, Batrachoididae. Gene Ontology annotation, molecular function: monooxygenase activity; iron ion binding; heme binding. The record is from RefSeq and is a predicted model, not a curated record. The transcript is spliced from 9 exons. The coding region runs from base 1 to 1578 and encodes 525 amino acids.
AUGGAUCUAUACCCUCCUUGUGAACAGACAAUGACUCCUGUAUUUUUGGACACAGCUGGUGUAGACCCAGUGGCCAUGUCACACAACUCCACUGCAAUGGCACCGCAGGCCAUCUCAUUGGCAACCAGAACCCUAAUACUUGUAGCCUGUCUGCUGCUGGUUGCAUGGAGCCACACGGACAAGACAAGUGUACCAGGUCCUUCUUUCUGUCUGGGCAUGGGACCUCUUCUGUCAUAUUUGAGGUUUAUUUGGACAGGCAUUGGCACAGCAAGCAAUUAUUACAACAAGAAGUACGGUGACAUAGUCCGAGUCUGGAUCAACGGGGAGGAGACGCUCAUUCUGAGCAGGUCAUCAGCAGUGCACCAUGUACUGAAGCAUGGUCAUUACACGUCACGCUUCGGGAGUAAGCUGGGACUGGGCUGCAUUGGCAUGCACGAAAGAGGCAUCAUAUUCAACAACAACGUCACCCUGUGGAAGCAGAUACGUACCUAUUUCAGUAAAGCUCUGACAGGUCCUGGGCUGCAGAAGAUAAUGGAAGUGUGCACUUCCUCCACACAGACACAUCUGGACAACCUGAAGGGAGAAAAGAUAGAGAAAGGAGAUGGUUUGGCUCAGGUGGACGUCCUCAGUCUGCUGCGCUGCAUAGUGGUUGACAUUUCCAACAGACUCUUUCUGGAUGUACCCCUCGAUGAGAAGGAGCUGCUGCUGAAGAUUCAUAAGUAUUUUGACACAUGGCAGACUGUGUUGAUCAAACCCGACAUCUACUUCAAAUGUGACUGGAUUCACCAGAAACACAAGGCGGCAGCUCAGGAGCUGCAAGAUGCCAUAGAGAGCCUGGUAAAUCAGAAGAGGAGAGAUUUGGAGCAGGCAGACAAACUGGACAUCAACUUCACUGCCGAGCUCAUUUUUGCACAGAACCGUGGUGAGUUGUCGGCUGAGAAUGUGACGCAGUGCGUGUUGGAGAUGGUGAUCGCGGCCCCGGACACUCUGUCCAUCAGCCUCUUCUUCAUGCUGCUUCUCCUCAAACAGAAUCCUGAGGUGGAGCUGCAGCUGCUGCAGGAGAUAGACAGUGUUGUAGGUCAGAAGGAGCUUCAGAACUUGGACCUGAAGCAGCUGCAGGUACUGGAGAGCUUCAUCAAUGAGUCAUUACGGUUCCACCCAGUGGUGGACUUCACCAUGCGCCAAGCCCUGUCUGAUGAUGUCAUUGAUGGCUACAGGGUGCCCAAAGGCACAAACAUCAUCCUGAAUACCGGCCUCAUGCACCGGACAGAGUUCUUCUUCAAACCCAAUGAAUUCAAUCUGGACAACUUUAAAAAAUACGUCCCUCGUCGUUACUUCCAGCCGUUCGGCUCAGGGCCUCGCUCCUGUGUUGGCAAGCACGUUGCCAUGGUGAUGAUGAAAUCCAUCCUGGUGAUGUUGCUCUCUCAGUACUGUGUUUGUCCCCACAAUGGCUUGACACUGGACUGUCUGCCACAGACCAACAACCUCUCCCAGCAGCCCGUGGAGCGCGAGCAGGAGGCGCAGCAUCUCUCCAUGACCUUCUUACCCCGAAAACGAGGCAGCUGGAAAACACGCUAAGGCUCCUGUAUUUGUAUAUCUGCAUUUAUUCUCUACUAUAAAUGUUUAUGUUCUUCAUUUAUAAAAUUGUAUGACUGUGUGACUGUCUCAUAUUUAUCAAUGUUAUAAUAAUAAUAAUAAUAAUAAUAAUAA